Plasmodium inui San Antonio 1 is the source of this 492-nucleotide messenger RNA. RefSeq lists its product as hypothetical. The record is from RefSeq and is a predicted model, not a curated record. The transcript is spliced from 2 exons. NCBI's taxonomy places the organism in Eukaryota, Apicomplexa, Aconoidasida, Haemosporida, Plasmodiidae. Bases 1 to 492 code for a protein of 163 amino acids.
AUGGCUGGGAGCGACGGACAGGUGCAGGUGGCCCUGGGAAAGGCAGAAAUCGAUGACCUGAUUGGCAACUCACUCAAGUCAGGAGACACAGAAGAGCACCCCUAUUUUUUGCAACAGAAUAAUAUAUACUGGGAAACGGGCCACCGAACGUACAUUCCUUUUUUUCAUUUCCUGAUUCAUAAGUACACCAACAAGAUAGUAGACGACCAGAUCCGGAAGUUCACCAAGAGCAUGCAGAGCGUGCACCACACUCCCUUCGUAUUUCACAAGGAAGGCUAUUUUAGAAAUUACUACGCCGAUCCUGACGUCAACAUGGUUUUCCACCUAAAGAAGAGACCCAACUUUGUCUUUAACUCCACGGGCACCUUGAAUUCGUACAACCUCCUAGAGAGCAACUGCUCCUACGACAAGCCCACGUGCAUCUUCAACCAAGUCGUUAUGAGUGCCUUUAAAAUGGAUUUGAAGAACGUCCUGGAGGGCGCUGUGCAGUGA